This is a messenger RNA of Nezara viridula (southern green stink bug), 1530 nucleotides long. The record is from the annotation of a GenBank genome assembly. NCBI's taxonomy places the organism in Eukaryota, Metazoa, Arthropoda, Insecta, Hemiptera, Pentatomidae.
AACAAAUAUUAGCUAACUGCCAAUGGUGGGGAGAAUAGUAUUUAUAUUAUCCAAUAUUUUCUAUGUUCUCAAUCAAAAAACGAUCACCACCAUGGUGAAUAUAACUUUUAAGAUUUUAGCACUAGUGUGCUUCCUCCAGGUAUGUGCAGGUGCGAAAAAAUGGGAGGAACUUAGUGUCCGGUUUGACGUGCUCAAAUCAUUGGGCUUCCACCGUAUUCCUAAAAGCACCAGUGAUCGUCUGAUCAAUGAUUAUGUGAAGGUUGAACCGGAAGAAGGUUUCAAACUUCCUGUCGACUUCUACUGCCAUCCCAACGAUCCUAGGGCUUGCUUUAUGUUCGACAAGAGAGGAAACGUUGUCGGAAUCCAAACCUCAUUCUUAAAAGCCGAUAUGGCAAAGGUAAAUCCAGUGGACUAUAAUUACACAGCUGUUUUGCCUAACUACCAGGAGACAAAUUUCUUUGGAAUUCCAGCAUGGAGUUUUAGGGCAUACAUAACUAAUCCAGAAAAACUCACUGAGAACGGCCGUGUAUCUAACGGCGAAAUUGGAGAUGGUCUCUGGACAUACAUCAACGGUGAACUUGUUGAAAUCCCAAGGAUAAUGCCACAAGGAGACAGAUUUGGUGACUUCUACAAACAAGGGUGCAUGCAUUCUAUGGGUCAACACUUCUUCUACAAAGUCCAUAAACAGGCUACGUGCAAGGAACUUUUCGCCCUCUUUCCUAUGUACGAAGACGGGUACCUCGUAGGGUACGGUUUGGCUACACCAGGGACAGGAUCUGCUGGUAGACGCAGGAACUGGUACGAACACCCACCCAAGCUAGCUCUAAGUAUCAUCACACCCAACAGGCCACAAUGCUUGGACAGGUUGGUGGAUAAGUACGGCUUGACAUCCAUGCACGUCUACUUCGUGAGAAGACCUUGGGACAUCUCAUGCACCAUCAUCGGUAAGGUCAUCGGUGGUGUUACAGGCUGGAUCCCAUUCUAAUAAUUGUUAAAAUCAUCAUUAUUUUUAUAAAAUAAACGCUGUGUCAUCUUAUCUCUAAUAUCUUACUAUAACAGUCUUGUUUUUUUUUUUUAAUUUUCCAAAUAAAUGCCUAUUACAAUAAUAUAUAAAAAAAAUCGAAGAACAUUAUUUUGAAUGUGAAUAAGUUAUUGUGAAAAAAAUAUUUUUACAAGACUCAGAAGAGCAAUGGCUUUUGAUGAAAGUGCUAUCAAAUGUAAUGGAAUUUCACGGAGAAGUGACGAAUUCCAAUUUAACAUUACUAACUUUACUACAAUUACAAAAAGGGUAUUGAGAAAUUUUUCAACUGAGAUGUUUAUAAAUGUUAAUAAAUCGAGUCUAGAUGAAUUGUACUUCAAAAAUUUCUGUGCGGACAUUAAGACCCGGCUGUAGAUAAAUUUCGUAUUUGUAUAGGGUUCCUCCCUUAAAACAAAUAAAGAUUAAAUAAAUUUAAAAUUCAUUAAGACCCGGCUGUAGAUAACUUUUGUAUUUGUAUAGGGUUCUUCCGUUAAAACAAAUAAAGUUUAAAU